Setaria italica (foxtail millet) is the source of this 3126-nucleotide messenger RNA. Its product is annotated as chaperone protein ClpD1, chloroplastic. NCBI's taxonomy places the organism in Eukaryota, Viridiplantae, Streptophyta, Magnoliopsida, Poales, Poaceae. The record is from RefSeq and is a predicted model, not a curated record. Bases 236 to 3064 code for a protein of 942 amino acids. The transcript is spliced from 12 exons. Gene Ontology annotation, molecular function: ATP hydrolysis activity; ATP binding. Gene Ontology annotation, biological process: cellular response to heat. Gene Ontology annotation, cellular component: cytoplasm.
UAUACCGCCCCUCCUCCGCCUCCUCCUCGCCUAACCCAUCCGCUCGCCAGGCAUCGCCUCCGAGUAGUAGAGUUACAGAUUACCUUACGAGCCAAGUAGAACAAGCGCAUCGCUCGACACGUAGCGAGCGUGAUUAGUAGUUAGGAGUGUAUAGUUUCUCCAAGCAAAGCAUUUCAUUCGUUCGUAUUAAGCGGCUAAAGAUAGUGCUGAUUUUCCCCCCCUCCGGAAGCUAGCGAUGGAGGUGUGCUGCUGCUCGACCUCGUCGUCGGUCCUCGCGGGGGGCCGCGGGGGCGCGGCACGGAGGCUGGCCGCCCCGGCGGCGGCGCGGUGGGGCGCGGCGGGGUUCUGGAACAGGGCGGUGGUGCUGGCGCACCCGCUCCCGCGCCGGGCGUCGUCCUCGAGGCCGUCCCCGCGGCGGGCGCGGAGGGGCCUGAUCAUGGCGGUGUUCGAGCGCUUCACGGAGCGGGCCGUCAAGGCGGUCGUGCUGUCGCAGCGGGAGGCCCGGGGGCUCGGGGAGGCCGCCGUGGCGCCGCGCCACCUCUUCCUCGGCCUCGUCGCGGAGGACCGCUCGUCCGGCGGGUACCUCUCGUCGGGGAUUGGCAUCGAGCGCGCGCGGGAGGAGUGCCGCGGCAUCGGCGCCAGGGACGUGGACGCGCCGCCGCCGCCGCCGCCCAAGACCGGAUCGGGGCUCGACACCGACGUGCCCUUCUCCGCGGCCAGCAAGCAGGUCUUCGAGGUCGCCGUCGUGCUGUCAAAGAACAUGGGGUCCAGCUUCAUCUCGCCGGAGCACCUCGCCAUCGCGCUCUUCACCCUCGACGAUCCCACCACCAACAACCUCCUCAGGAGUUUGGGAGCAGAUCCGAGUCAGCUUUCAUCAGUUGCAGUCGACCGUCUCCAAGCAGAGCUUGCGAAAGAUGGAAGAGAUCCCGCAGGAGCAUCAUCUUUCAAAAUCCCAGAGAAGGCUCCUGCAGCAGCUGGAAGAUCUGCUUUCUCCCAAUCCUUGACUAAAAAGAAAGGGAAGGGUGCACUAGAUCAGUUUUGUUUGGAUUUGACCACACAAGCUAGUGGAGGUUUCAUCGAUCCUAUUAUUGGCCGUGAAGAGGAGAUUGAAAGAGUGGUUCAGAUAAUAUGCCGACGGACGAAGAACAAUCCUAUUCUUUUGGGUGAGGCAGGAGUUGGCAAAACUGCAAUUGCUGAGGGACUGGCUCUUCGAAUUGCAAAUGGCGAUGUCCCCAUUUAUCUUGUGGCAAAGCGUAUAUUGUCACUGGAUGUUGGUCUACUUAUCGCUGGUGCAAAAGAGAGGGGUGAAUUGGAGUCUAGGGUUACUAAUAUAAUUCGUGAAGUCCGGGAAGCAGGCGAUGUUAUUCUUUUUAUUGAUGAGGUUCACAAUCUUAUUGGAUCUGGAACCGUUGGGAAGGGUAAGGGUUCUAGCCUUGAUAUUGGCAACUUGCUGAAACCCGCGCUUGCUAGAGGUGAACUGCAGUGCAUUGCAGCAACAACUCUAGAUGAACACCGAAUGCAUUUUGAGAAGGAUAAGGCUUUGGCCCGCCGCUUCCAGCCAGUAUUAGUAGCUGAGCCUAGUCAGGAAGAUGCUGUGAAGAUAUUGCUUGGUCUUCGUGAGAAAUACGAAACGUACCAUAAAUGCAGAUUCACAUUAGAAGCCAUCAAUGCAGCAGUUUAUCUAUCAGCAAGAUAUAUCCCUGACAGACAGCUUCCUGAUAAGGCUAUUGAUCUAAUUGACGAGGCUGGAAGUAGAGCUCGGAUGGAGUCAUUUAACAGGAAGAAGGAAGGGCAGUCUUCAAUUCUCUUGAAGUCACCAGAUGAAUAUUGGCAAGAGAUAAGAGCUGCACAGGCCAUGCAUGAAGUGGUGUUAUCUAACAAGGAAAAAUAUUCUCCAAAUGCGAAUGAUCAAGAGAGUGGUAAUGCUGAUGUUGAAGCACCAUAUGAAGACAAUAGAGGGUCAACAUCAACCUCAUCACUCUCAGCUGAUGAGCCAAUUGUAGUUGGGACAGAGGAAAUUGCAAGAGUUGCCUCAUUAUGGUCAGGGAUACCAGUUCAGCAGUUGACUGCUGAUGAUAAAAAGCUUCUAGUAGGACUAGAUGAUGAGCUCAGGAAACGGGUCAUUGGCCAAGAUGAUGCAGUUGUGGCCAUAUCUCGUGCAGUGAAGAGAUCGCGUGUUGGCCUUAAUGACCCUGACAGACCUAUUGCUACACUGCUUUUCUGUGGUCCAACAGGAGUUGGUAAAACGGAGCUUACCAAGGCUCUAGCAGCAAGUUAUUUUGGAUCAGAAUCUGCUAUGCUUAGAUUAGACAUGAGCGAGUAUAUGGAGAGGCACACUGUGAGCAAGCUGAUCGGCUCUCCUCCAGGGUACAUUGGAUAUGGUGAAACUGGUACUUUGACAGAAGCGGUCAGGAGGAAACCAUUUACUGUGGUUUUGCUGGAUGAGAUAGAGAAAGCCCACCCUGAUAUUUUCAACAUCCUUCUCCAAAUCUUUGAGGAUGGACAUUUGACAGACUCACAGGGCCGCAGGGUUUCCUUCAAGAAUACAUUGAUUGUGAUGACGUCCAAUGUUGGUUCUACAUCAAUUUCAAAGGGAAGACGGAGCAUAGGUUUCUUGAAGGAAGAUACUGAGUCAAGCUCAUAUGUCGCAAUGAAAUCCCUAGUAAUGGAAGAGCUGAAGGCAUUUUUCCGACCAGAGUUGCUCAACAGAAUUGAUGAGAUGGUCGUGUUCCGUCCUCUAGAGAAGACUCAGAUGCUGGCCAUUCUUGAUAUCAUCCUGAAGGAAGUGAAGGGCAGGCUUUUGGCCCUUGGGAUAGGCUUGGAGGUGUCUGAUGCAAUGAAGGACCUGAUCUGCCAAGAGGGGUACGACAAGAGUUACGGUGCGCGGCCGCUGCGGAGGGCUGUCACCCACAUGAUUGAGGAUGUCAUCAGCGAAGCGAUUCUUUUCGGCGAAUUCAAGCCCGGCAACACCAUACUGAUGGACAUUGAUGCCGAGGGGAAGCCGUGCAUGAGCCAUCUGGACCAACAGAUCGUCCAGGUCACUGACCCAACACGGGCAUUCUGAAGCUCUGCACCGGAUGCCCUUUUGUUGUGAUUCCAGAUUUCCAGUAUAGUAGAGAGUAGAGG